CUUUCCUCCAUUUAAAUCUGGAUAGAACUUAGAACCUCUCUGCUCUCGCCUCUUCUCUGGGUGUGGGUUGGGUGGGAAGUAACCGCAAUUACAAGCCGACGAAAUCCAACCCAUAUAUUAACAGAGAUUGUUCAGUUCUAAGAGUGGCUGAGAAAACCAAAGGGGAUAGUUAUAAUCACCAUGGCUGUGGUUUCUUCUUUUUCCCCUUCCUCUUCGAAAGCUUCAUGUUCGCCUCCUCCACCUCCUCCUCAAUCUCCUUUCUGUUCUCCUAUUAGAGAAAACGAGAGAGAGAACGAAGACGACGAUGAAGAACAGCACAACAUCAGAAGAACUCCAAAUCCAGCAUCUCGUGACGGUUUAAGCAUCGCAUCAAAUCACCACCACAACCCAACGCCUCUCCAUGCUUCCGCCACCGCCAAACCCAAAUCCUCCACCCGAAAACGGUCAGAAUCUACCGACGACGACGAUCGUGGUGUUUCUUGUAACAAGUGCCGUCCCACCUCACGCGAGAAGAUCUCCGUUGUCCCCCUCGACAUCAAUGGUCACUCCAAUGCUAGUCCUAACGGCAUCUUCAAGUCUUUAUUGUUAUCCCUCACAAAGAAAAGCCCUAAAACAUCAUCAUCGUCUGUUCCGUCAUCCACCUCCGCCAGAGAAGAACAGUGGAAGCUCGCCGUCGCCGAACUCUCUCACAAGCUCAUCCAGACCACACGAAAGAGAGAUGAAGCUAUUCUCGAAGCUUCCAGGCUCAAGCAUUCCAUGGCAGAGCUAGAGAAAAAACUCAACAAACUCGAGAUCUACUGCCACAACCUGAAAUCGGGACUCGAGGUAUGCAGCAAUUCGCCACUCAAAACAUCCAAAGAUUUCGGUUUCAGCCCUGGAACAAUGGUGGAUCUCAAAGGAAUCGAACACCAAGAUAAGAUCAUCGAAUCGUUCCUGAACUCGGUGGCGGAAGCGCGGACUUCAGUCCGUGUUCUGAGCCGGUCCCUAUCGCUCCAACUGAGACAGAUGGGCGUCAAGGUCUACGAGCGGAUCUCAUCGCUCCUCCAACCCUACGAAGUGAAGAUUUGGUUCGCCAAGAACCCAAGAAGCUUGAUGUUCUACUUGGAAGCGUUGCUGAACCGUACCUUUUACGAAGAAUUCGAGUCCAUCGGGUUCCAGAAAGGUGGGUCGGAUCAGAUACUAAACCCGAUUGAGAGAUGCGAAGCGAAUUUCGCUUCAUUCCAACUUCUACGAGGGCUUAGCUGGGAAGAAGUGCUGAACAAAGGAACGAAGCACUUCAGUGAAGAGUUCAGUCGGUUCUGUGAUAGGAAGAUGAGCGAUAUAGUAGCAAUGUUGGGGUGGAACAGAGCAUGGCCUGAGCCGCUGUUGCAGGCCUUCUUCGUUGCGGCUAAAAGUGUUUGGUUGGUGCAUCUCUUAGCCUUCUCUGUACAUCCAAGCCUGCCUAUAUUCAGGGUGGAUAAAGGGUUGAGGUUCGAUGGGGUUUACAUGGAAGACAUGAGUGCAGAUAAGGCUCAGAAACUGGUACCAACCACGGUUCGGAUCAUGGUCGCACCUGGCUUUUACGUUUACAGUAAUGUGAUUAAGUGUAAGGUCCUUUGCAGGUACCAAAGUAGUAGUAGUAGUAGUAGUAGUAGUAGUAAUAGAAAUGGAAAUCAGGGUUUAUUAUCAUCACCAUAUGAAGUAUAAUUGUUAAUUUUUAAGAUGUAUAGAGAAGGGAUUGGUGUUCCUGGGGAUCUGUUCAUCAUCUGGUUCGAGUUUUGGGUUCUGUUUCUGUGUUAAAAGUAAGAGAUUGGUGUUAUAUUCUUGUC
This is a messenger RNA of Telopea speciosissima, 1808 nucleotides long. Its product is annotated as IRK-interacting protein. Lineage: Eukaryota; Viridiplantae; Streptophyta; Magnoliopsida; Proteales; Proteaceae. The coding region runs from base 181 to 1686 and encodes 501 amino acids. The record is from RefSeq and is a predicted model, not a curated record. The transcript has 3 exons.